This is a messenger RNA of Vespa mandarinia (Asian giant hornet), 2449 nucleotides long. Its product is annotated as cilia- and flagella-associated protein 251. The record is from RefSeq and is a predicted model, not a curated record. Gene Ontology annotation, molecular function: protein binding. Gene Ontology annotation, cellular component: motile cilium. NCBI's taxonomy places the organism in Eukaryota, Metazoa, Arthropoda, Insecta, Hymenoptera, Vespidae.
GUCACUUCGCUGCGUAAAUUUCUUUCUUGAUUUUCGUAGUAUUUUUCAACUGUUACGAGAACUCAAAUCAAUAUAUUUCAUGAAAGAAAUAUUUCAUGAAAGAUUGAAAAUAGGUUGUAUAAACAUUGUAUUAAAAUGGCAUCGUCUUUUAUAAAUUCUGAUAAAAAAGCAUCAAUCAAUCUGUCAAAGAAUAAUACGAAAAAGGAGAUAUCAGAAUUUAACAUGUGCCCAUAUGUAGGUAACGCUCAUUUCUGAAUAUAUUAUAUUUAUUUUAAUUAUAAAAUUAAUUAUUAUUUGUAGAAACUACAUUACUCCUUUGGCUUUAAUCCAAACGUCCCUAUAAUAAAUUUAACGACUAAAAAUCGAACAUUAAUUGCGUUCGCUUCUUCACAUAUUGCAAUGAUAUAUGAUUAUAGCUCUAAUGAAAUGUUACCUCUUCAAGGUCAUGUUAGUAUAGACACGUGUAAUUUAUGAGAUUUAUCGCUUAAUUGAAUUAAUCAUAGUCGAUAUAAUAUUUAGAAAACUGCUGUUAGAACACUGUCAAGUUCGAACGAUGGUAAAUGGCUAUUGACGGCGGAUUUUGAAAAGGAUUGUGCGGUAAUUAUUUGGGAUACCGAAAUCAAGUAAAAAUAUUAAUCUUUUAUGAAAACUAUGCUUGUCUAUAAUGCGUAUAAAAACGUAUAUACGUGAUUAUUGUUAAGGAUGCCUAUUUGCACUUUAUUCGAGCCUCACGGUAUAAAUGGAAUAACAGCAGCACGUAUCAGUCCAAAUGCAAAGUACAUUGUUACCGUUGGCAAUGAAAAAUUACAAAAUGUUUAUUUUUGGUUGUGGACAUACGGAAAAGAUAAACCAGAUGCAAUCGCUGAAUUAUCGGAAAUACAUUUGGAUAGAGUUAAAGAGAUCAGUUUCGACAAUGACUUUCCACAACGAUUUGCUUUGACUACUGAUCAUCACGUACUUUUUUUUACUUGGGUUUGUAAUUCGAAUUUCCAAUAUAAUGAAGAAAAUUUUCAAUGUAAAUUUAUAUGAUUUCAUCAUUCAUUAGGAUCAAGAUGGACUUAGCUAUUAUCGGCCCAAAAUAACUGGAAAAUAUGGUCAUUUUGGAAUUUUGAAUAGUUCUGUUUUUAUUACAAAAACAUCGAAUACGUUAACGGCGACAACUACCGGCUUUGUAUUAGUCUGGAGCCACGUUUACACCGUUGAGCAUGCUGUAAAAGAUACAAACUUUAAAAAGAAACAUAUCAAAUCGAUAAAAUUACAAACUUGCAAUAUCACUGUAAUUCUUAAUUACGAAGGGUAUUGAUUAAUUAAAUAAUAAUUCUUCGAACAAAAAUUUAAUAAGUUUCGGAGAUAUUUAGAAUUGAUCAUGCACUAUUUUUUCAAUAUAUAGAAUGAUUGUUACUGGCAAUUCUAAUGGACGAAUUAAUUUUUACGAUAAUGAAUUAAAACUUUUGUAUUGGUGUCAAAAUCGUGAAUUGGAAUGUAUUCGAUCGAUCAGUUUCGAUUUAUGCUCUAAAUUACUUGGCCCUGUACACAUUAUCAGUGAAACAGAUAGUAAGCUUGACAUGAUAUAAAGCUUCUUCUGUUUUAAAAAAAUAUUAUAUUUUUCAAAUAGUCGAAUUGAGUGAUGGGAACAGCACGGACGAAUUAAAAAGCGAAAUAGAAUAUGAAUAUAUGGAAAAUUUUGUAAGCCAAGAAGAAAAUGAAAAUACUUUUCAAGAUGUAAAAUAUUUGAAUGAUAAGAUGGAUAAAAAAUUGUCAUAUUUAACUGUAAAUAUAGAAUCUAUUCCAAAAUAUUACUACGACCAGAAAAAUUCAAUAUACGUAGCUACCGAUGCGACCCUACAACGUUCUAGAUUCAUCGUUAGAAAUAGUUUUGUAUCUACAACGAAAGGUACACUUGCUUUAUUAGAUAUUGCAAAUUUAAAAUGCAAAUUCAUUUCGAAAUAUUAUGCUGCCCAUGUAACGAGUUUAGAUGCACAUCCGAAAAGUACUUAUCUUAUCACGGGAAAUAGAGAGAGUAUAUUAAGUUUAUACGAUUAUGAGAAAUGUAGCUUGAUUAUAUCCAGAAAAGUUCCAGAUCUACCAAAUUUGGAAGCGAUUUUUAAUUAUCAAACGAAAAAGAAUCAAAUAAUUUAUAUUAGUUGUCCACAAACGCAUGAAAGUUUGACUGCCAUUACUGCCCUCAAAUAUUCUCCAACAUCUGAUUUACUCAUCUGUGGUAUGGAAAAUGGUACUUUAUGGGUAUUACAUCCACUAACAUUGGAAUUAUUAGAUGAAUUUCCUUACAAACAUUCGUCUCAAUCUAUUCGUACUGUUGCCUUUACCAAAUGUUCGACUUACAUGGCUUAUUCCGUUAAGUAUUUUUUCAGCGAUAAAUAAAAUACUUACGUAAAUCUUUAUUUCAUUUACUUAUUUUUUUUUUUUUUUUUUUUUUUUUUUAGGAUGA